AGGUAUCUUUGGACAUGAUUUCUUAACUUAUGAUCAAGAUAAGGGUACGUGAAGACUGGGUUGAUUAUACAGUACGUUUCCGAGAAAGUAAACAUCAUAAUGAGGGAAUUGCUUAGUAUAUAUAAUGGUUGAGUGAGUGGAGUGAAAGCCAACAACCAAUAUAAUCAACAUCCAUUCCAAAGAUGGGAGUUAGAUACCAUACUAUAAUUGGUGCAUGUGCAUUCCUUUUGGUGGUGGCUGAACUUGCGCACUUAUGCUCGUGCGCAAGUUCAAGCCUCCACUUGCACUCUCCGUGUGUAGAACGCGAGAGGCAAGCUCUUGUGAAGUUCAAAGAAUCCUUGAUUGACCCCUCAAACUUGCUUUUCUCAUGGCAAGGUGUUCAUUGCUGCCAAUGGAAAGGUAUCGGCUGCGACAACGUCACUGGUCAUGUUGUCAAGCUUGAUCUCACCACUUCUUUUGAAAGAUGUCAGAGAUCCCAACCAUUUGGAGAUCAAUACAACUUUUGGGACACAUAUGAGAUAAUGGACGAUACUUGCAAAGAUUUAUACUAUGAUCGUGUAGAAGCUCUAAAUGUUAAUCCAUCUUUGUUGGAGCUGGAAUACUUGACUCAUUUGGACUUGGGUGGAAAUUUUUUCAGACACAAUCCUAUACCCAUGUUCAUUGGUUCUAUGCAACAAUUGAGGUAUUUGUCUCUCUCCAAUGCUGGUUUUGGUGGGAGAAUACCAAAAAAUCUUGGAAAUCUCACCAACCUGCACUUUCUUGAUUUGAGUGGGAAUGAAUUCUUGCCACCUUUGGACAUCAAUUUGUUUUCUGAACUGCGACUACUAGAACAUCUUGACAUGGGUAAUGUUUAUUUUGGCCAACCACAGAAUUUGCUCCAGGUUAGCAUUAACCUCACAAGUGCUCCUAAACUUCAGUUUCUCGGUCUUGCCGGCAACGGGCUUACAGAGUCGGCUCUCGAUGCUUUACAGAACAUGACAUCUCUUGUGCAUCUUGAUCUUUCAAAUAACUAUCUUACUUCAUUUCCAUCAUUGUCAGGCAACUUUGAGAAGCUGGAGUCUCUUGAUCUUUCAAAUUGUGGCCUUCAUGGUUCAAUUCCAAAUGCUUUCCAGAAUGCAACUUCCAUUGAAUUCCUCUCCUUUGGGGGGAAUAAUUUUGACUCUGCUCCACUCUGGUUCCACAAAUUUGAGAAAAUCAAGUAUCUUGAUUUCUCAUUUAACAGGUUUCGAGGUCCAAUACCUAAUGUUUUACAAAACAUGUCUUCUUUUGAGUCCCUUGACCUUUCAUUCAACUACUUCACUUCAAUUCCAUCUUGGUUUCACAAGUUUGAGAAACUUAAGCAUCUUGAUCUUUCAUAUAAUGGGUUUCGGGGUCCCAUUCCCAAUGCUUUACAAAACAUGACCACCAUUGAAUCUCUUGACCUUUCCAAUAACUCUUUCACUUCAGUUCCAUAUUGGUUUGUUGAGUUAAAGACACUUCUCAACCUUGAUCUUUCAGACAAUGAUUUAACAUUCAUGGAAUGUUCUAUCAAGUUAAUCUUGGGAAGGAUGUGUCAUUUGAAAAGGUUAGAUUUUACAAGAAACAAGCUUCGAAAAGAAUCGAUUGGGCACAAUGGGGAGUUGUCUACCUGCAUCAUACAUGAUUUGGAGAUCCUAAAUUUGGGUUAUAAUGAAUUUAAUGAUCAAUUGCCAUCUUGGAUAGGACAACUUGAAAAUCUAAAGUCCCUUGAUCUAUUUGCAAAUUUUUUCUAUGGUCCCAUUCCCUCUUCCUUUAACAAAUUACUGAAAUUGAAGUUGUUAGAUCUAUCCUAUAACAUGUUAGAAGGGGCCCUUCCUAAUUUUUUGGGACAACUUGAGAAUCUUACCUCCUUAAGACUUUCAAGUAAUAGUUUUAAUGGAACCAUACCUCAAAAUCUUAUUCAACUUGUAAAUCUAUUUGAACUUGAUCUUUCAAGUAACUAUUUGAAGGGACUCAUACCAAAAAAAAUUGGUCAACUUAUAAAUUUAGAAUAUCUUAUUCUUUCAAAUAAUUAUUUUGUAGGACCAAUUCCUGAAAGUCUUCUUCAACUUGUUGUCUUACGGGAACUUGAUCUUUCAAAUAAUAAUUUGAAUGGAACUAUUCCUACAAGUAUUAAUCAACUUGUAUAUUUGAAUAGCCUUGAUCUUUCAAGAAAUAAACUGCAUGGCAACUUUGAUCUUAGUCAAUUUGUGUAUUUGUCACACUUAGAUUUGUCUUCAAAUAAUUUGGAUGGUGCCAUUAUGGUGGGAAAUGAUUUGUCUUCAAUUUUACCAAAUAUGUGGUACUUGAAUCUCUCCCAUAAUCAAUUCAGUGGUCCACUUCCUGAUCAUUUUGGCCAAAUAAUGCCUUAUCUGAAUUUCUUGCUUCUUGGAAAUAACCUUUUAAAUGGUUCAAUUCCCAAUUCAUUAUGUCAAAUUGAACUAGGUAUCCUUGACCUUUCAAAGAACAAGCUAUCUGGUGAAAUUCCAAAUUGUUGGAAGGAUAAUGAAAGAUGGAAAGAAAUAAACUUGUCAUUCAACAAACUCUCUGGAGAUUUUCCAAGCUCAUUUGGGAACCUUUCUUCUUUGUUAUGGUUGCAUUUAAACAAUAACAACCUUCAAGGGGAGCUUCCAAUGAUUGUGAGAAAUCUAAAGCUGCUAUUGAUUUUGGAUGCUGGAGAUAAUCAACUUUCUGGCAGGAUUCCAUCAUGGACUGAACAGACGUUUCCUUCACUACAUGUUUUAAGGUUGCGAAAAAACAUGUUGAGUGGUAGAAUUCCUUCACAGCUAUGCAAUCUAUCAUCACUUAGAAUUCUGGACCUUUCCUUCAACAAUCUGUAUGGUUCAAUACCGUGGUGUAUAGGCAAUCUUCGAGGUAUGACUCUCAACAAAUCUACAACAAUUCCUUUUGCAGUAGCACCACCACGACCACAACCACCAUCACCACCUUCUUCCAAGCCAGAGUGGUCAAAGGAGGAUGUCAGAGAGGUCAUGAAGGGAAGAGAACUUGAAUACAUAAAAAUCUUGGAGCUUGUAGUCAUCAUGGACUUGUCAGAAAACAAUUUGGAUGACUCCAUUCCCAUUGGAAUAACUUUGCUUAAUGGAUUGCAUGGCUUGAAUCUAUCAAACAACUAUUUGAUUGGAGAGAUUCCUAACAUGAUAGGGAAUAUGAAAUCAUUGGAAUCGUUUGAUGUAUCUAACAACAAACUCUCAGGCUCAAUUCCAAACAGCAUGGCAGCUUUAACUUCCUUAAGCCAUUUAAACUUGGGACACAAUAACUUGUCAGGACCAAUUCCCACAAGCUACCAGUUUUCAACUUUUGACUCGUCUACUUAUGAUGGCAACCCAUUUCUCUGUGGACCUCCAUUGAUUAAAAUGUGUCCUGGCCAUGGUUCCGGCCAAGAUCUUCGAGAAAGAGAAUUCGAAGAUAAAGAUGAUGAAACAAAUAAGUUGGAAAAAUGGUUGUUCUUCUUAGUCAUUGCAAUUGGUUUUGCAACGGGGUUUUGGGGAGUUAUUGGAACUUUGUGGUUCAAGAAAAGUUGGAGGCAUGCUUACUUCAGAAGGGUGGAAGAUAUAGCUGACAUAAUCUAUGUGGUAACUAUGAUACGAAUGGCAAGGAACCGUGUUGAUAAUUGAUGUGUUUGUUUUCUUUUUUUCUGUCUUAUCCUAAAUGUUUUAGUGGCAAUUUCAACGUGGUUUGUUACAAAUGUAUGCAUUGGUUGUAAUUAAGGUUACCUUGUUUAUAAAUAAUCACAUUUUUCUGUGAAA
Molecule: messenger RNA, 3764 nt
Organism: Arachis stenosperma
Lineage: Eukaryota; Viridiplantae; Streptophyta; Magnoliopsida; Fabales; Fabaceae
Product: receptor-like protein EIX2
Exons: 2
Coding region: 183-3632 (1149 amino acids)
Molecular function (GO): protein binding
Source: RefSeq, a predicted model, not a curated record